UGAAACACCCAACCCCUUUCCAUCUUCUCUUUCCUCUUCCCAAUUCACAUUUCACUCUCUUCUCUCUCUCACACACUCUUGAUUACAGGAGGAUGUGCCACCACCACCACCGCAAGAACACUCCUGUUCCCCAUGCUACAAAACCCAACACCCGCUCUGCCACCGUCAAGAAGAAGAGAAGGAUAUCAACUAAAACUACGACUACUUCAACUUCCGUUUCUUUAAAACCAUCUCGUAAAACCAGAACCAAACGGAGAAAACCAAAAUACCUCAGUCUUAACUUGAAGCUUAGCCCUCAGAAGAAGCCGCAAACCUCUAAGAAGAAGACGAAGAUGACGAACAAGCUGCAUCAGCAGCUCACUCUCUUCCCUCUUCACCCCGAAAACUUAGUUGAAGACACUAAAGAUCACAUGCAUGAACAUGAUAAUGAAGAUAACAACGUUGUCGCGAGCUUCCUGUUCGACACCGCCACAGAUAGCUCCACCACUCUUAACGGUCUGCUCACUUCGUCCACCUCCGAGCAGGAGAGCCCGGCAGUGUCGCCGCUAUCGCUGACGUUUGCGUACGGCGAAGAUCGUUGUGGGGAUAGUAAUUACGGGCUCGUACGGACGGCCAUGAGGUGUAAAGAGAGGGACGCCAGUGAGGAGAAGUGGGUGAGUUACAGUGAGGUUGUGGAGAAUAAUAAGAUUGUCGUUAAGGAAGAGGAGGUGAUGAGUAGUAGUUGUAUUGAUGAUCAUGGUCGUGAUCGUGAUCGUGAUCGUGAUCAUGAUGAUGUGGAUGAAGGUGCAUGGUGUAUGAAACAGGUGCAGGGGCAGAAGAAGAAAUUGUUAUUGGAUUUGAAACUUGAUUACCAGGAGAUAUUGAAUGCGUGGUCUGAUAAAGGUCCUCUCUAUGUUGACGGAGAGUCCCCACAAACUGUUCCUGAAUUGCACGAUGCCACUCUGCCAACGGAUGCUUGGAGCAAUGUUGGCAAUUUGUGGAGUGUGCCUGAAAGGGCUAGUAUUGACGGUAGCGAUUCAGUAGAAGGCAAAGAAGGUUGGAACAGAGAGCAUAGAGAAGCAAGUGUUUUGAGAUACAAGGAGAAAAGGCAAAAUAGGCUUUUCAUCAAGCGCAUCCGAUAUGAAGUUCGAAAGCUAAAUGCUGAGAAGCGCCCUCGUAUGAAGGGUCGAUUCGUGAAAAGAUCGGAAGUGUAGUUAUAUGGAUAUAGUGUUGUUGCUUAGAAGAGAGUGGUACUCGGGCUUAUUUACAAACUUUUUCUUCUCUUUUAUCCCUUUCUUUCUUUCUUUCUUUCUCAUUUGUUCGAUUAUGCAUGCAUGUCAAAUAGCAUAAGCAUAGUUUUGUUCCCACCCAAUAUGAAAGAAAGAAAUAAAAAAAAAAAACAAAUGAUAUAAACUACUGUGGAGGUACUGGUGUAAAUUAAUGAGAAGAAGUGCCAACUUUGUAAUAAUAGACAGAUUAGAUAAUAUACUACAAGUUACGAGUUGCAGAAUGCUGUUUAAGUGUUAAGAUAGAUAGUUCUCUUACUACAUUGUUCUGUGGUUAUGGCGAAGAGAGAACGAAGUUAAUCUUUAGAUAUUUUCUAUCAGAAAUUUUCAGUGGCUGAAGAAAAAAAGAGCACAAGGAAU
Messenger RNA from Pistacia vera, 1625 nucleotides. Its product is annotated as zinc finger protein CONSTANS-LIKE 6-like. Gene Ontology annotation, cellular component: nucleus. The record is from RefSeq and is a predicted model, not a curated record. Lineage: Eukaryota; Viridiplantae; Streptophyta; Magnoliopsida; Sapindales; Anacardiaceae. The coding region runs from base 93 to 1193 and encodes 366 amino acids. Gene Ontology annotation, biological process: regulation of DNA-templated transcription. The transcript has 3 exons. Gene Ontology annotation, molecular function: protein binding.